Messenger RNA from Drosophila arizonae, 255 nucleotides. RefSeq lists its product as uncharacterized. NCBI's taxonomy places the organism in Eukaryota, Metazoa, Arthropoda, Insecta, Diptera, Drosophilidae. The record is from RefSeq and is a predicted model, not a curated record.
CCCUAGAUCUCCAGCCACAUCAUGGCGCGGAAGCACAAGGGCACGCUGGCUGUCAUUGAGCAGAUCUAUCAGGACAUACCCGCUUUCACCGAUAUCUUCACUGAGGAGAGCUUCUACACGUUCGCCUUUUGUUUCGUUUGUGCCACAAUUUUGGUGGCAUUUAUUUUAUCUCGUUUUAUCACCAUCAAGCCCGUUGAUUUCUGAUUUGUGAGCCAACAUUAAAAAUAUUUAAGCUUUAAUAUGUAAAACACUCCA